GCAUCAUUUACACACCUCAUCAUCCCUGAAUUGUUUGGUAAGAAGUUAACAAUUCCUCUCGAUCAUCUAUGGCAGUUUCUGUAGAUUUACUCUCAAAUCCAGUGUUCGUAUUAGGUUCAUUUCUUGUUCUUUUUAUUUUCCAUAAUUAUCUCCACAAGCAACCACAACAUGGGAAGAAGUACCAUCCAACUGCCGCAACCGUGCUUCAUCUUCUCUUCAACUACGACAAGCUUCACGAUUACAUGACUACUCUCUCAGAAAAAUACAAAGCUUACAGACUGUAUAACCCUGUUCAUGGUAUGGUUUAUACAACCGAUCCCGUGAAUGUGGAGUAUAUCCUCAAGACCAAUUUCAAAAAUUAUGGAAAGGGGUACUAUAUACGCAGUGUGACAUCGGAUCUACUUGGAGAAGGAAUAUUCACAGUGGACGGGGACCAAUGGCGGGAACAAAGGAAGGUAGCGAGCCAAGAGUUCUCGACGAAAGUCCUAAGAGAUUUUAGCAGUGUAACCUUCAGAACCAACACAAUAAAACUUGGGAAGAUUCUGUCACAAGCAGCAGAUAGCAACGAAAUAAUCGAUAUAAAUGACUUGUUCAUGAAAUUAACUAUGGAUUCAAUAUUUAAAGUCGGUUUUGGGAUUGAGCUUGACAACUUGGGUGGAAAUGAAGAAGGUGUUCGAUUUAGUCUUGCAUUCGAUGAUGCAAACAACUUAACUUAUAAAAGAUUUGUUGACCCAACAUGGAAGAUCAAGAAGUUUUUUAAUAUUGGACUUGAAGCAGAGUUAAAAAGGAAUUUGAAAAUCAUUGAUGAUUUUGUUUAUAAGGUCAUCCAGCUGAAGAUUGAACAAAUGCAGAUGUCCAAGGAUGAAUCUUUGCUCAAAAAAGACGACAUCUUGUCGAGAUUUGUUGAGGUUCAUCAUAAUAAUCCCAAGUACUUGCGCGAUAUAAUACUUAACUUUGUUCUUGCCGGUAAAGAUCCUAUAGCGAUUAGCAUGUCUUGGCUCAUUUACGAGCUUUGCAAACAUCCUGAAAUUCAAGAAAAAGUUGCUAAAGAAAUCUUAGAAGCAUUAAACGUAAAAAGUGAAGAGAUCAUAGAUGUUGUGGAUUUUAUUGAUCGUGUGACCGACAGCGCACUUGAGAAGAUGCCAUAUCUUCACGCAGCUUUGAGUGAAUCUAUCAGACUCUAUCCCGCAUUGCCAAUGGAUCCAAAGGUAAGCUUUGGAGAUGAUGUUCUACCAGAUGGUUGUAGUGUAAAGAGAGGGGAUAUGGUAGCUUAUAUGCCAUAUGCUAUGGGAAGGAUGAAGUUUAUAUGGGGUGAUGAUGCACUCGAGUUCAAACCAGAAAGAUGGCUUGAUCAAGAUGGUCGCUACCGUCAAGAGAGCCCCUUCAAAUUUACAGCUUUUCAGGCUGGACCGCGAACCUGUUUGGGCCGAGAAUUCGCAUAUCGGCAUUUGAAGAUAAUCGCUUCGGUUUUGUUAGGUUGCUUUGUGUUCAAGCUAAGUAAUGAAAAGCAAGUCAUGAGUUACAGGGUCUCAAUUAAUGUUCACGUUGAGGGUCCAUUGCGAGUUUGUGUUUCCCGCAGAUCUGGGUUCCAGAAUCCUUAAACGUACAAUUUAAAGUAUCAAAAGGAUUUGGAUGGGUACCCAAACCGCAGAAGCUUGACCCAUUCAUUAAAGUGUUGGAAUAAUAUAAUUUAUGGAGUAAGUGGUAGAGUAAGUUAUAUCCUCCCACUACCCCAACUAUCUAGUCUUUGUUUAGUAUUUCAUUAAAGUGUUGAAAUAUUAACGUGUUCGAAUAAUAUAAAUACUAAGGUAUUUCGUUCAUGUUUAGUAGAUAUGUGACUGAGUAAUCUUUCAAAUUUCAGUAUUGUAAUUUCCAAGCUAUUCAAGUUAAUUUU
Molecule: messenger RNA, 1894 nt
Organism: Helianthus annuus (common sunflower)
Lineage: Eukaryota; Viridiplantae; Streptophyta; Magnoliopsida; Asterales; Asteraceae
Product: cytochrome P450 704C1
Exons: 6
Coding region: 69-1601 (510 amino acids)
Molecular function (GO): monooxygenase activity; oxidoreductase activity, acting on paired donors, with incorporation or reduction of molecular oxygen; heme binding
Source: RefSeq, a predicted model, not a curated record